Notechis scutatus (mainland tiger snake) is the source of this 1066-nucleotide messenger RNA. The record is from RefSeq and is a predicted model, not a curated record. Lineage: Eukaryota; Metazoa; Chordata; Lepidosauria; Squamata; Elapidae.
AUGGAGAUCCUCAAUCAUCUAGCUACAUUUACCGAAGUUCCUAAAGAUGUGACGGUUAGGGAGGGAGAUGAUAUUGAGAUGCCUUGUGCUUUCCGGGCCAGUGGAUCUGCCUCUUACUCCUUGGAAAUCCAAUGGUGGUACCUUAAGGAACCAGCACGAGAGCUCCCACACGAGUUAGCCGUCAGUGGUCCUGGCAGCAGAAGUAAGGCAACCAAUAAGGAUGCAACUAAGAUCAGCACGGUGCGCGUCCAGGGCAAUGACAUUUCACACCGGCUGCGGCUGUCAGGGGUCCGGCGGCAGGACGAAGGCAUCUACGAGUGCCGGGUGUCGGACUACGGCGACGAAGACACCCAGGAGCAUAAAGCCCAGGCGGCGUUGCGGGUCCUGGCGCGCUUCUCGCCUCCCGACGUGCAAGCGGCCGAAGCCGUCUCGCACAUCCAGAGCAGCGGCCCGCGGAGAAGCAGCCCGCCCGGGCGAGCCACGGCCGAGCCGGGCUUGGGAGACAAGCGCCUCCUACCGGCGCAGGGCGAAACUGCCGCUGCGGCCGCCGCUUCCUCUUCCCUCUCUUCCUCGUCUUCCUCUUCCUCUUCUUCUUCUUCUUCCUCGGCGUCUUCGGCGUCCUCCGCCGCCUCUUCCAGCCCCGCGACUGUGGCGGCGGCGGCGGCAGCAGCAGCAGCCUCGUCGGCCUCGCCUCGGCCGGCCUCCGCGAUCGUCCUCCUGCAGCAGCGAGGAUCAGGUACAGAACCUAUUUAUGCCACUCACUCAUUCUUCUGUACGCUCCUCUUCACGCUGCAUAAGCUUGUACACUUGUUAUUAAACCACUGAUGGACUUCUUUAUCCAAUAAUCCUCAGCCAAAUGGAUGAGACCACGACUAGAGCAAAAUGAACAAGGCAACAACCCUCAACAAGAACUACAGUCUUAAAAGAUGGACAGAGAAAGACUGGAAAGGAAGCAUGACACAUCCCACAGGGGAAGGGUAAAGCAUAUUUUUGGGGACAUUACAUGAAAGGCUUGUCACCUGACAUGAUAAAUUUAGUUUUAAGAUCCUGUGGCAUCAAUGCCCUA